GAAAGACUGAAACCUACAUCAAUCCUAGUCGUGACCAACUAGACUAGACCAUGAUCUACUCUCGUCUAUUCGAACUCCCUCACCGAAGUAUGACGCGCAUGGAAGCCAUCAGAGCGCAAAAAGCGGAGAAAGAACUACAAGAGUGCACUUUCCAGCCGAAUUUGAACCGGGUACUGAACCGCCAUAUCCUGCACUCACGGCCAGAAAAUUACGAGCAGACCCUGGUCAUGCAAGAGUUAAGAGUGAUCAAUUUUUCAUCAUCUGAAUCAGAUAAAGUGGUGAACCUUACACUUUGACAUUAGUAGAUGUAGACCACCCUUUGGUUGUUUCCCUUUGGUUGUUUCCCUUUGUUUGUUUCCCUUUGUUUGUUUCCCUUUGUUCCUUCGAAGUUCUUUCUUUGUUUCCCUUUUCCGACAAAACCGCUUGAUUGUGCGUCUACUACUUUCUGGACGUUAGUUCUUCUUCACCUUCAGAGUGGCCAUGUAGAAGAUGUAGGACUCCUCAGCAGUUCAUCUCCUGCUCUAAGUCAAGAGGAAAGGCAAAAGCGAAUGGAAGAUUUGGAUCAGUAUUUGUACCGUGAAUGCACCCACAGACCUAGGAUAUCACAGUAUGCGAAAAAGCAUGGCGGAGGACAUUCACAUCGUGUGGACGGAGGUAAUACUGGUGACACUAUAAAGUUGACGUAGAGGUAGACAUGCAAUUAUUCUCUUCAACAAAUGAAAAUACGAUGAAUCAAUGUUCAACAGUCGAAGGACAUCCAUGAGUAGGGUCAUUCUCUAAAAAUAUUCGUAUAUCUAAUACUGUAUCCCUAUAUUAAAUUCUUGAUCUUGUUGUAGGAAAAGCACAUAGAUCAUCAUCUAUCAUCCCGCACAAAAAUGCGAGGACCCACCUGCUUUUCCCACUACGGAGUUUCAAUACAGAUUUCUCACGUGGGUCCAACGUAUAUGAUCGUCUUUACUCGGCGUACACGAUAGCACAAACUGCAAGAUCCGGUCUUUUGGAACGUGUCGCGGAUGAGGAGCGCAAAAAAGCGGAUUCUCCUAUUCUUAUGCCUUUUUUCCCUAAUCCAUCUUCUAAUGCAUCUUCUCUAACCGUCUUUUUUUUCGAGGAACAGGAACAGGGUUUUGAGAUGGAUGGCUCCGGGACGAUGGGUGUAGUUCUUGAGCUCUAACAUUAAGGCUGUACCUAAUACAUCUUUGGACGUAUCCUUGGAACUACGUAUGGAGGAGUAUCCUAAGCGAAUACUCCCCCAUACUUUUCAAGGAUGCACUUGAAAGAUGAAUGGCGGACAGCUCUAAUAACAUUCAAGCCAAGGCAGCGAACAAGAAAGCCCUAGCUGCCGCAGAACUUCUCUACAGUGACGCAUUAGAGAGACGGGAAAGACAGAAGGAACGGGCGAACGACUUCUAUAGCAACAUUAAGAUGGAACAAUGCGGAGUUGGAAGAAAUUACUAAUACUAGGAGUUGGAAGAAAUUACUAAUACUAGUAGUUGGAAGACGUUACUAAUAGUACGCACAGGCUUCGGCCGCCUUUGAUGAGAAGACCGGCAGGGCAGUUGGACGAACUCGAGGCGCCUAGAAUAAACGGAUCCUAACAUAAACGUGGCCACUUUAGUUCUACUUUUUUAAACAGUUGGACUUCUUCCUUUUUAUGUAUUGUUGUUUCCUAGUUAGACGUGCUCCACCGGUACUAAUACAUUAAAAUGGAACAGUCCGGAGUUGGAAGAAAUUACUAAUACUAGAAGGAUAUAGGCGACUCAUUGCCAUAGGCUGAAUAACACUGAGUUGCACUUUACUCAAGCUGAACAAGCGACCUGGAAAGGCAUCUCUUUCAUCUUCUAAUAUGUUCCAAGACACUACUAGCGCAGAAGGUGCUGUUAAGUCAAGGCGCUAUUAUUGGGCGUUGCUCGAAAAGCAGGUCCGUGAUGCAUUCGACGGUGCGGUUAAACAACGAAAAAAAGAAGGAAGAAUGGCUUCUGUGGAUGAUCCACAUUAUGGCGUCUGUGAAGGAAGAUGCAUAAUGAAUCAACAUCACACUUUUUGAAGCUAGUGUACUUGUACUAUGAAUGGCUAUUCUGCUCCUCAACAGAAGGUACAGGAUAGUUGAAACGCCUCGACGGUCGUGUCAGUAUGACACAUAAAAGAGGAUCCAUGACAUGACAAUGUCCAGGCUAUAAAUUAAUCAACAUCACACUUUUUGAAGCUAGUGUACUAGGAAUUACUGUCUCUGUCUCCAGGCUACACCUCUAAAACUCUCAACCUCAAGGAGAAGUUCUUUACUUCGCGGACUUGCCUGUCUUCCUCGAUGCGAUGGGGUGUAUGAGUGCAAAUACGCGUAGUGAAAGCGAUGCGAAGUUGAAGUUGUCGCUGUGGCGCUAUUUGGAUCCGGAUUUAUGAAGUUUGAUUCUACUCCGUGUCCUCUGUCUAAGCAGAUUUAAUAUUAUCCACUCUUCUUAGACACUCUCCCUCGCGCUCAUUUUCUCUCAUUCGCAUUCAUUUUUAGUCUCACCCAAAGAAACCCAAAAUUGAAAAUCCCAAAAUCUCUCCAACAAGUACUUAAAAAGUACCCAUUUCUUUUUCUUCUAACUUCCGCCCAAGGUGCCACCGACCUCUUGUCGCUGACGGUGUUUUUUCACGUUUUGAUGGGUGCUGUGGAUGACCGGACCUUUAGGUCGAUUAGAAUGGACGCGAAAAAGGAGGAUAGAGACCAGACGGGGACGAAGAUUCGAAAUUUGGCUUAUCGGAAGGGUUUUAGUAGAGAUACAGGUUAGUAGUAGAGCUUGAUGAGGACAUGAUGUUUUUUGCUAGAGCACUGGUCUAUAUAAAAAUAGUUUCUUCUAGAACUGCUCUAUGUAUGCUAGUAGACGCACCAGACGACUACCAAAGUAGAGCAAGAUGUAGAAGUACUAGUAUUUGAGCAGGAGAGAUGUAGUACUAGUACUUUGAGCAGAAGGUAACCAGCGCUAGUGGCUGUUAAAGCUCCGUCGGCAGAAGCGCGUAGAUUAGAAGUUAAGGAAGUGCUAUUGUUCCUUUCCUUCUUCUAAUCUGUGGGCCGUUACGAGCCCUCGAAGUUGCGAGCGGAGUUUCAUGCGCUUUACUUUAACCGUUUGCACCACCAGAAAUUGAAGCAUCAGGAACAUGAACGCGAACGAAAUAGUCCAAGGGGUCGCGGUGACAACUCUCCAGAUGGGAGAAACCUAGAUGGGAAGGAGAAAGAUAUGAGUAGAGAACGAUAUGUAGGAAUUAUACUUACAAUCGUGUUCGUUUGGAGUCCUAGUUCAGUCUCGACAAAGAACGGCCAUACAAAUGCUUGAGAUAGAGGAGUUUCAUCUUGUACCUCGUGGUCCUUAAUACAAGAACUACGACUUGCAACAUUCAUCCUAUUGCAGUUGAAGAUUAAUGCAGCAGUCAUUCUGAUACAUUCUAACUAAUUAAGUUCUGGACUUACACCUCGUGAAUGAAUGAAUGAAUGAAGGAAGAGAUCUAAUAUCAAAGCCAGAAGCCGAUCAGUGGGUCCAACGCAGAAGCGGACACACAAUCAAGCGGUUUUGUCGGAAAAGGUGACGCGUCGGCUUCAGGCAGAAAGCGGCUUGAUGACGCACGUAGACUUGCUACUCUGGCGACAACAGAAAAAUCAAGAAAAACGCGAAGAGGAACGAAGAAAUUAUGUCCAUGUUCAAACGGAACCAGGCAGUUAUUUGUAGCUGCUACGUGGGUCGAAUGAAUGAAUGAAAGAAUCAAUGAGAAAUCGUAAAUAAUUUUGUUUUUCAAGUUCUAGUUGCUCGUAAGGAAGGAUCACGGAAUCGCUGCACCCACACCUUUUCCAGACUCAAGACGACCUUUUUUUACAAGAAAAGAAUCAUCUCUCUAAGAAAAACAAGAACGCAAAGCACAACGGGAGUGUACGUUCAAGCCCAAGCUGGUUGCCAAGACUUUCACGUCACAUGCGACUACGCGAUAUCCAAAUGCUGUCAGCAAAGGUGAUCAAUCAAAUCUGAAGACAACAACGUUGACUUCUGGCAUUGGUGGCAGUGGUGGAGUACAAGGACAAAUGACAGGAGCACGGGGACAAGGUCGUGCUCCUGCCAAAAACAAUGUUCCUCAACAUUAAGGCUACCGCUCAAUCUCAACCAUUUUUAGCAUCGUCUGUCAGUAAGUAACCAAGUAACAGUAUCUAUCAUCCUAAGUGGGCAUCUAUCAUCCUUAAAGUAUCUAUCUAUCAUCCUAACAGUAUCAUCCUAAGUGGCCCUUUUUCUACGUACUGGAAACAGAAGAACUAGUAUGCUCAAAAACAAGCAACGAAAAAGACUUACUGGUGGAAAUUAGAAUAUAGACAAUAAUCUCUGCUCCUGCCAACAACAAUGUUCCUUUAAUCUUAAUGGUUGAGAUAAGGCUAAGAGGUGGCCCUUUUUCUACGUACUGGAAACAGAAGAACUAGUACCCAAGGAACCAAGAUGUUAUCUAGUAUGACUCGUCUUGGGGAAGUUUUUAACGCGGUAGCUCUAAGAUCAAGAGGCAACUUUGGCAAACGAGACCGAUGCUGAUGCUUAUUUUCCAGCGGGUAGUGGACGAAGAUAUCACGAGCUAUACGACAGGGGGAUGGCCACAAAAGAAAGACAUCGAAGAAGUUUGCAACAGGUACUUCUGUUUUAGAAGAUAUUAUACUCUACUGUGAUGUGAAGAUGUGCUCGGGCAGCUCGUAAUAGAAAUAGUGUACCUAGUAAAACAGCCGGUUAGUUUUCACCUCACCAAAUCUAGGCUUAUCCCGUGCAACAAUAGUGUAUCUAGUUUGUGAGUAGAAACUAGAAGCCUUCUAGUAGAAGGUCAAGGUCAAGAUUAGGCAGGCUGCCGAGUAGAUUCACAUCGUCACUCGUCAUAUCUCUCCACAAACACCCACCACCGCCAGGCCGCCGCAGCCCGUGAGAGAGAGGAGCUCAAAGCGUGUACCUUUAAACCGGAUAUGCAAUCUUCUUCCGUUUCUUUCAAGCGAAACCUCGAUCAUGACAUUUCGGGAGCUAGGGCAUCUCCUACUGCGGCAACAUCAGGAACUACGCCUACUCCCGGAACAACUCGGUGGACGACACCUAGAGGAUAUGCGAAGGUGACGAGUAGACUUCGGAGGGGUCGGGAAGAAGAGGAAGUGCGCAGAAGAUAUCGCGAUGAUCGGACUUGUAGUUAUGUUGAGCUUGCGUUGAAGAGGUAGUUGGUUCAUCUGGUUCCCGAGAAUAGUGCUCUAAGAGGUUAACCUUCUCUAAGAAAUUGCAGCUGGAUAGCAAGGAGCUAGUACUUACUCCUCGAACAGGUCCAACAGGUCCAACAGGACUCCUAAGGAAUUUAUCAACGACUUAAGUAGUCGAAGUCUAAGUAGCUGUAAUAAGUUAGCUUGGUCUCACUCUCCUUACGUCUAACUCCUCGUGGCCCAGCAAAAACCAUCAAGGGCUCGCCUCCAGAGUCCUGGGGAUACCGAUAUGUAUUACUCUGAUCGACCGGGCCGCCUUAUGGAAGAGCCCCAUCAGGAGGAUGGUAUCUACGAUUCUCGUCUUUUAUUUCAUAAGUGUACUUAGUCAGAAUAUAUCUUUUGUUCAUCACAGUGAUUGCAUCUCGUAACCACGACGGGUCAUAAUCUUUUUUUUCACAUUAAAGUAAAAACAGACCUUAGAGACUUCCCUUCAUGACUUACGUCAUCCACUAUGAAUGUGGUACGCUCGCGUCGUGAAUGUCACCUUAGAGCCUUCCCUUCCUGACUUACGUCAGCCACUAUGAAUGUGGUACACUCGCGUCGUCAAUGUCACCUUAGAGACUUCCCUUCCUGACUUACGUCAGCCACUACAAAUGUGGUCCACUCCCUCGCGUCUUCAACGUCAUCCCGACAACUUCUAGAUGAACUACAUAUCUCUUACUUUGUCCACAACCACAUGUCUUCCACGACCAUUUCAACUUCAGAUGUUUUGCUCUACGUGGACGUAAAUAUCACGCCAACGCAAGCGGAAAGGCUAGUUCUCUACCGUGGGGAGACGUGCGGCGAAGCUGCAGCGGCUUUCGCUGACAAGCACCAGCUCUCAGAGAAAUUGCGGAAGAAACUUCACUAUCUUCUCACUGCACAGUUGGAGAACUUGAAUAAGUAG
Molecule: messenger RNA, 6125 nt
Organism: Amoebophrya sp. A25
Lineage: Eukaryota; Dinophyceae; Syndiniales; Amoebophryaceae
Source: the annotation of a GenBank genome assembly